This is a messenger RNA of Macrosteles quadrilineatus (aster leafhopper), 983 nucleotides long. It is a transcript of the gene FRG1, whose product is annotated as protein FRG1 homolog. The record is from RefSeq and is a predicted model, not a curated record. Lineage: Eukaryota; Metazoa; Arthropoda; Insecta; Hemiptera; Cicadellidae. Gene Ontology annotation, molecular function: actin filament binding. The coding region runs from base 142 to 933 and encodes 263 amino acids. Gene Ontology annotation, cellular component: nucleolus; catalytic step 2 spliceosome; striated muscle dense body. The transcript is spliced from 6 exons.
UGUUUCGUUUCUUUGUUUGUUUUUGUUUUUAAAUCAAACUAACAUAACAACUAGCCUAUUAAGCCUAUAGCCUAGCUUGAGCUUACCCACCUGUGUUUUGUUUUGUUUACAGCCGCCCCAAUUUAUACAGCUCGCUGCUUAAUGUCAACAAUAUCAGAAUAUGAAUUGGUUAGAAAGAAAAUUAAACUAAAAGGAGAUAAAUCAAGUUCAAAACGAAAAAGGAAGCAUAAGGAUAAAGUUGGAAAUAAAGAUGCUGAACCAGUAGAAGAUGAGGAUAAAGUAAAACAUGGAGGGUGGAGUAAAGUUGAUCUUGUAAGAAGUAUUACUGGUUCUGUUGCUAUUGAAUUUGGGAAUCAAACUUAUGUAACUGCAUUGGACAAUGGACUAUUCACUUUGGGACCACCGCAUAAGGAUGGUGAGGGUCCUCUCCCAGAAGAAGUUUUAACUGCGAUCAAUGUUAGUGAAACGAAAGUGGCAUUUAAAUCUGGCUAUGGUAAAUAUCUCGGUGUUCAUAAAGAUGGCACUGUCACUGGCAGAUCAGAUGCAAUAGGCCCAUUAGAGCAGUGGGAGCCUAUCUUUCAGGAUGGUAAGCUAGCCCUGCUCAGCUGUACCAGCUGUUUCAUGUCAGUGAGAGAAGAAGAUGAACAUCUGGUGGCCCUCAGCAAGACAGCUGGACCUGACCAGUACCUGCAGAUUCGCACAGCAGCUGUCGUAGCGUCUGACGAGGGCAAUGAAAUGCCUAUUGAAGAAAAGGGAAACCUGUCACAGAUUGAGGAGAAUUAUGUGAGAAAGUUCCAGAAAUUCCAAGAUAAAAAGUUGAAGAUCAACACAGAAGACAAAUCAGAGUUGAAAAAGGCCAAAAAGACAGGAUCACUGCAUGAAACUCUACUUGACAGAAGAAGCAAAAUGAAAGCCGAUAGAUACUGCAAAUGAAUUUUCUUACACUAUGAGAUGAAAAAUAAAUAUCCUAAUACUAGCACAAA